UGAAGUACUUUUUAAAACUUUUUCUCUAGCAUAGAAAAGGGGUUCGUAGAGAUGAGAGAGAAGGAGAGUUGAUUCGACAAUAAAGGGAGGAUGACGGUGGUUUCCUAGCUACAUUAUAAGAUGAUCUUUUAAUGUCCAAUUGGUCGGCUCUUUUGGUGCAUCCCGAGCGUUUCUUUCCCCAUUUUUGGGUUAUUUUCGGAUGAUUUUUCGUUCUUCGCGUUUGGCCGCGAUUUAGGACAUGUUCUUCGUAGAAGCGUUUGGUCUUUCGCUCGAUUCGCAGUGGAUACUCAAUCUUUUCAGGAUUUUUUUCAUGGAUCUGUGAGCUCUCGGGAACCAUCCAGCAGGCUCGCGCACGCGGGCAGGGGGCAGCGGCGGCGCGCGCGUGCACGUGGGCGAAGGCGGGCAGGCGGCCCAGCCAGCGCACGCAGGCCGGCGGCGGGAGGCAGCAGAAGGCCACGGCGGCGAGCAGCCGAGCGCGGCGCGCAGGCGCACGAGCGCUGCACGCGCGGCUGGCAGGCCGGCGCGCGCAGCAGGCGGCCCAGCAGCGCGUAGGUGCGCGCGGCUCAGCCCAGGUAGCCGGCUAGGCUCAGCAGGCCGCUCGGCUGGGCCCAGGAGCGAGGCUGGUUCAUGCAUAGUGUUGCGUGGGUCCAGGAUGGACUGGAAUUCAGAAUCCGUCAAACGAGGAUUGUAUUAGUUUAGAAAAUCAGAUCGCUUUUCACCGAAAUUAACGAUCUUGGCAAGAGUUCGUUAUGCACGGAUGCACCAAAUCCUAGAUUUCAGGAGAUUGAGAGCAGAUCGUGGAUAGGCUUCGUCCAAACCCUCGGCAGGGCUACUAGCGUCUAGCGGCGGCGCGCGGCAUGGCCCGAGGCGACGGCGAAGAGGGCGGCCACUGCAAAAGAGGCCGAGGAGCCGGCGAUUGCAAGGACAACGAUGAUGGAGAGAACGGCCCCGACAAAAGAUGCCGGGUCGCCGCCGGCUCUACGUGCGAUGAUGGCGAGGCCGGCGACGACGGCACGGGAGAUUACAACAUAAGCGGCGACGAGACCGACGGCGACGGCGACGGCAACGACGAGGAUUUGAUCUACUACUACAGCGACGACGACGAGGAAGCGGAGGUCGGCGCCUCGACGAUCCGAUGCGACGAUAAGAGGUACGUCGUUCUGAGCGAGGAUGAUGUCCACGAUCGGCAGGCCAAGGACACGGCGGAGGUCGCCGAGGUCCUGUCCGUCCCGCCGGGCUUCGCUGCCGUCCUGCUGCGGCACUACAAGUGGGGGAAAAUGCGGCUCAAGGAGGAGUGGUUCUCGGACGACCGGCGAAUCCGCGACGCAGUCGGCCUGCCGGCGGACGGCAUCCCCGUGCCCAUGGCGCGCAGCCGUCGGGAGCUCGUCUGCGGCAUAUGCUUCGGCAGAUUCAGCCCCGGCGAGAUGAGAUCGGCGGGGUGCUCCCACUACUACUGCGAUGAGUGCUGGCGCGGGUACAUCCACGCCGCCGUGGACGAGGGCCCGCGGUGCCUGUCGCUGCGGUGCCCGAACCCGGCCUGCGCGGCGGCCGUCGUCCGGGAGCUUGUCGACGCGGUGGCCGACGGCGCGGACAAGGACCGGUACGCGCGGUUCGCCCUCGGGUCGUACGUGGACGAGAGCGGCGGCCGGAUCAAGUGGUGCCCCGGCCCCGGGUGCACCCACGCCGUGGAGUUCGUCGGCUGCGCCGGCGACGACGCGACGGACGUGCUCUGCAGGUGCCGGCACGGCUUCUGCUGGAGCUGCGGCGAGGAGGCGCACAGGCCGGUGUCCUGCGCCACGGUGCGCGCGUGGCUGUCCAAGAACAACUCUGACUCGGCGUCGGCGAUCUGGGUGCUGGUCAACACGAAGCACUGCCCCAAGUGCCGGCGGCCGAUCGAGAAGAACCAAGGCUGCAACAACAUGACCUGCCGCGCCCCCUGCGGCCACCGGUUCUGCUGGAUCUGCCUCGAGCCGCUGGGAGUCGGCCACACCACCUGCCACGCCUACCGGCCGCGGCUGGACAAUGUCGUCGUCGCCGGCGGCAACGGCGUGCCCGCGGAGGAGCAGAGACGGCAGCAGGCCAAGGCGUCUCUGGACAGGUACCUGUACCACUACGAGCGCUGGGCUGCCAACCACAGGUCACUGCAGCAGGUGCUCAAGGACAUGGCCGCGCUGGAUCGAUCGGAGCUGGGGAAGAUGGCCGACACGGUGCGCGCCUCGGCCACGGACCUCAGGUUCCUGACCAGGGCGUACGAGCAGAUCGCCGGCUGCCGGCGGGUGCUGCGGUGGGCGUACGCGUACGGGUACUUCCUGGACCCGGUGCGCGACGCAGCCAAGCGCCGCCUGUUCGACCACCUGCAGAGCGACGCCAACAGAUCGCUGGAGCGCCUCCACGGCUGCGCCGAGCGGGAGAGGAAGCAGCUCUGCGCCGUCGCUAAGUGCGCGUCCUCUGCCGACAUCGCCGGGAGGUACAGGAGCUACAAGAAGAAGCUCGAGAACCUCACCGAGGUGACGCAGCGCUACUUCGAGAACCUCGUGAAGGCGUUCGAGACCGACCUGGCCGAGGUGAAGCCGGCGAAGUAGGACACUGGUGGAUCCCAGUUCCAUGUUCUUUCAUCAGAUCUUGAUUUCAUCAGAUCUAUCGCCUCCAAGACUUGUGUCUGUGUGCUUUGCUUUUGAUACACUUGUGCUUUGUACUUGUUUCGAUCGUAUGCAAGCCAAAAUGUUCUAGUUGAAUACAAGAGGUUGUGCUAACCUUAGAAGGACUUUGUUCAAAGACUGUCGCAUAAUUGUUCCGAAAUUUUGUAGGUAAUUCCUAUUGAUCAUUGCGUGCUA
Messenger RNA from Panicum hallii, 2834 nucleotides. Its product is annotated as probable E3 ubiquitin-protein ligase ARI10. Gene Ontology annotation, cellular component: cytoplasm; ubiquitin ligase complex. The transcript has 4 exons. Gene Ontology annotation, biological process: protein polyubiquitination; ubiquitin-dependent protein catabolic process; positive regulation of proteasomal ubiquitin-dependent protein catabolic process. Bases 858 to 2582 code for a protein of 574 amino acids. Gene Ontology annotation, molecular function: zinc ion binding; ubiquitin protein ligase activity; ubiquitin conjugating enzyme binding. NCBI's taxonomy places the organism in Eukaryota, Viridiplantae, Streptophyta, Magnoliopsida, Poales, Poaceae. The record is from RefSeq and is a predicted model, not a curated record.